CUUUAAAUGAUCAUUUGCUCACCUACUGCCGACCCGCUCUCCAACGCCUACGUCACGUCUCGCGAGAUCAGACAGAGACGGCACCGCUACGGAGUAUAUUAGCGCAGUGACGCAAGACGCUCCAGCUUGUGGACUGACGAGCAAAGAAGAAUUACAUAUGCCUGAUUUGGUUUCAAUAUUUCUGUACUCCUCAAGUGUCAUAAUGAGCAGUGAACAAACUCAACACCUACGAAAAUACAGCAGUCUACCAGUCUGGGUGGUAGAGGAUCACCAUGAUGUCCUGCCCUUUAUUUAUCGCGCUAUAGGGUCAAAACACCUGCCUGUCAGCAACAUUAGCUUCAUUCACCUUGACUCUCAUCCAGAUCUCUUGAUACCAGUGAAUAUGCCUGCAGAUACUGUGUUUGACAAGGAAUCCUUGUUUAGUGAGUUAAGUAUUGAGAACUGGAUCAUGCCUGUGGUAUAUGCUGGACAUUUCUCUCAAGUCGUUUGGAUCCAUCCCUGCUGGGCACAACAAAUAAAGGAGGGCAAACACUACUUUUUGGUAGGCAAGGACAAAUCAACAACUACAAUAAGGGUUACAAGCACAGAUGAUUACUUUCUGAGUGAUGGUCUCUAUGUCCCUGAAGAACAGCUUGAAAGCCCAAAGUCUCUUCAUUUGGAUGUUAUUUUAUUAGAACCUGUAAGAGAACAACAAUGUGAAUAUACAGAACAAGUUGAAUCUGUUGCUAAAAAAAUUAAACUUGCAGAAAGUGAUCAAGUAGUCGAAGGUCCAUUCACAGAUGGACCUCAGCCCAUCCUUCAGUCUACCUCUGAAAGUUCUGAAGAUGGUUUAGUGAAAGCAACUUGCUCAAAUGCCAGCAUGGACACCAGAAAUGAGGCUUGCAUGCUGAAUUCACACAGCAAUGUCUCUAAGAACAUCAUAGAAAUUUUGGAGAAAGGGUCUGCUUAUGUUUUGGAUAUAGAUCUAGAUUUCUUUUCUGUAAAGAAUCCUUUUAAAGAGAUGUAUACUCAGGAAGAGUAUAACAUUUUACAAGAACUGUACAGCUUCAAAAGGCCAAGACUGCAUUCGUUAGAGGAGGAAUUGGUGGAUUGUGUAGAGAACCGCAUACAUCAGCUUGAGGACCUAGAAGCAGCUUUUGCAGAUUUAUGUGAAGAUGAUAGUGAUGAGACUGUCCAAAGAUGGGCUUCAAAUCCUGGAAUGAGCUCUCUUGUCCAACUCGUUCAUAGUUUGAGAAGUCGAAUGGAAGCCCCGGACUAUGAGAUGAUCCACCAAGCUGGCCUAACCUGUGAUUAUGCAGAGCUUCCACAUCAUAUCAGUACAGAGACUGAGAUUGAGAGACUUUUGCAAUCCGUAAACAAUCUUCUGAAGUACCUUCCAAAGCCAACUCUUGUGACAGUAGCCAGGUCCAGUUUGGAUGAUUAUUGCCCUUCUGAACAGGUGGAUUAUAUUCAAGAGAAAGUUCUUGAUGUGCUGCGUUCUCUGUAUGGUUCAUUGGAUGUUCAUUUAGAGUUUUCUCCUGGCUCAUCAUCAGCCUAAUGUGAAGAUUGCAUAUUUCAUUUCCUACGGUACAGAUUUAUCAAGGGUCGAAUAGUGAAUUUGAAUUUUCGAGUGUCAAAAUUCAUACAUUAGAAUUUUAAUCCCCCUAUUUGAAUGUAAAUUUGAAUGUGAGAUGUUAAUAGCCUUGCGAUUUCGAAUACGAUUCAAAUCUUUGAGUCAGAACAAUUCAAUCAAAUAUUAGCCAUUUGAAUUUUUUCUUAAAUAACCUUUCGAAUUGUAAGUAUAUUCGGAUUAAAAUAAAAAAAUUCACAUGAAUUCGAAAUUCAAUCUUUGAUAAAUGGGCCUCUAAAUGUCAUAAAUGAACAUUAUGAAUUUAAUAAACAAACUCUUCCAUGUGAUCUUU
This is a messenger RNA of Xenopus laevis (African clawed frog), 1901 nucleotides long. RefSeq names its product chromosome 5 open reading frame 22 L homeolog (gene c6h5orf22.L). The record is from RefSeq and is a predicted model, not a curated record. Bases 158 to 1537 code for a protein of 459 amino acids. The transcript is spliced from 10 exons. NCBI's taxonomy places the organism in Eukaryota, Metazoa, Chordata, Amphibia, Anura, Pipidae.